UGUGUGGAGGUAGUGCUCCCCUCUCUCUCUCUCUCUCUCUCACACACACACACACACACACACAGUAUCCAUGAUCACUCACUCCCUUGUAUUCUCCCCUCGUGUAUCUCUCCCCAGUGAGCAUUUCUCCUGGGGUGAACACCUCUGCUCCCUCGGGGUGUGAAAGAGGUUUGAUACCUUCCUUCUGAUUCAGGAAACAAGUGGAACCAUGGUAAAAACACUUUAUAAGUGACGAUCCCUCAUAAAGUUUGCGGCACAGUGAAUAUAUUGAGUGUCCGAACAAUAUUGAAAGUAAUAAUAACAAAUGAGGGACAUUAUAGCUAUUGAAUUACAUUGCCUUAACAUACAUGUACUGCUUCUCUGAUAUAUAAAUCAAACCAUCCAGACAUAUAAUAAAAAUGACCCAAGUUCGAAUCCAAGUCAACGAAAGAACAAAACUUGUAACUUGACAAUAAUUCUGUUCUCAAAAGAACAACAUCACUUGUAUAUAAAGAACAUUUGUUUAUUCAGUUCUUGUUCUCUGGAGAGUUGUUCAGAUGAGGAUGGAUCUACGAGUGACGUGGGUGAUGCUGUGUACCUUGAACCUGGUUCCUGCCUCAGGAGCUGUGGUUGUGGCGCCCUCGUCACUACAGAUACCUUACUCAUCACUGCAACCCCCGCAACAGCAACAACAGCAGUCUGGCCGGCGAGUGACUAGAAGCAACAGUAACAGCAGCAGCGGAGGACACCAUCACCACAGCAGCAGCAGCGUUAGCAGCAACAAUGUGAAAAUUGGCAGCAGUUACACGGCACUGAGCGACAGUAGUAGCAGUCCCGUGGAGCCCAUCAAACCUCUGCUGGACCUAAGCUCGGGAGCAGCAAGAACGUCAAUCUUAUCGAUGCCUCUACGUCCAGUGUUUGACGAAGCUGCUCCUCGUAACGUCUCCAGCCUCACUGGCAACUCUGCAUACCUUCACUGUCUUGUACACAACCUGGGUAACAAGAGUGUGUCUUGGAUCCGCCAGAGAGACCUGCACAUCCUGACAGUUGGCCGCUACACCUAUACAACGGAUCAGCGCUACGAGGUGAUCCACUCUCCUGGAUCACAAGACUGGAUCCUCAAGAUCAGCUACGCUCAGGUGCGCGACUCUGGAAACUACGAAUGUCAGGUGUCCACCAAGCCUAUCACGUCCUACGUGGUUCAUCUCAACAUAUUUGCCGCUCCCCAGGCAGAGGUUAUUGGCUUCCCAGACAUGCAUGUGGAUAAAGGCUCUACCAUCAACCUUACCUGUGUCGUGGCUCACAGUCCCGAGGCUCCAGCUUUUAUCUUCUGGUACCAUAAUGGCAAGGUGGUGAACUAUGACUCUCCAAGAGGCGGGAUUACCGUAGUGACGGAGAGAGGAACUACUACCCGAGGAUACCUGCUGAUACAGGAUGCCAGGGCUUCAGACACUGGGAACUACUCUUGUGCUCCCUCCAACACUGCCGCUACCACUCUCAGAGUUCACGUCCUCAAUGGGGAAACUCCAGCAGCGAUGCAGACAAGCGGAGGAUCAGCUACCAUAGUCUUAUCCACCAGCCACACCCUCCUGCUGCACUCGCUGCUGCCUCUGCUGCUGCUGUUCUGGGAUGCCCCUUUAUCCGGACUCUUGCGAAGCGGAGUUAUUUGAGGGCGUGUGUGUGUGUACUCACCCACUUAUGGUUGCAAGGGUCGAUUCUCAGCUCCUGGCCCCUCCUCUCUUUUCUUGCCACUUGCCGUGUUCACUCCCUCGUAGCCUCGUGGGCCCUAUCGUACCUGUUCGUUAAACUAUGUACUCGCCUCAUUGUGGUUUCAGGGGUCGAGUCAUAGCUGUGUGUGUGUGUGUGUGUAUGUAUGUAUGUGUGUGUGUGUGUGUGUGUGUGUGUGUGUGUGUGUGUGUGUGUGUGUGUAUGUGUGUGUGUGUGUGUGUGUGUUCUCACCGGUUUGUACUCUUGUGUUUGCGAGGAUCAAAACUCAGUUCCUGGACCUGCCUCCCAGGCUGCUUUGAUCUCUACUUCUGGCCUUUUGGGCCUUAAAAUAUCUUCUCCUGUAGCUGUGUAAUAAGUUUGCUUCCACCACUGCCUCAUCCAAGUCUCAAUCAUUCCUAGGACUCAUCUGUGUUUUCAUCUUCCGCCUGUGCCCCCGUUGAUCCUGGUUAUUUUAAUUCAAUCAGUCUGUCCCUAUCUGCUGUAUCUGUCCUUCUCAUGAUUUUGUAUGUCGUAAUCAUAUCUUUCUUUUCCCUCUCUGCCAAGGUCGUCAGGUUUACAUCAACGUUUCCUCAUAGUGCAUCUCCCUUAGUUUUGGUACCAGUCAUGUUGUAAACUCUUUGAUCUUUACGCCCUUCACCUGCUUUAUUAAUAGGUGAGGGUUCCAUGGUGGGACUGCAACCUCAAUGAUUGUCUCAACAUGUGGUGUAUAUAAGGUUGUGAAAGAUUCUUUAUUCAAGGUGUUUAUGUGUGUGUUUAUGUGUGUGUGUGUGUGUGUGUGUGUGUGUGUGUGUGUGUGUGUGUGUGUGUGUGUGUGUGUGUGUGUGUGUGUGUGUGUGUGUGUGUGUUAAAAACGCCUUUUAAGGACCGGAACAUUUAUAAGGAACACCUGAAUGAGUUUGAAUUUUGUAUAAAUAUUUUUAAAGGAUUGAGGUUCUUAUUAGUAGAAACCUAAGAGUAAUUUGAAUAUCAAUAGAUUGAAACCCCCUAAAGAAAAUAAAGCUUCAUAAUGUUUAUCUACUGAGGUGGUGGUUAACUCGUGACACUCAACACCACUGAAGGAACACUGGGAGUGAAUAUUUCUUGAGUGUUGGUUAACUCGUGACACUCAACACCACUGAAGGAACACUGGGAGUGAAUAUUUCUUGAGUGUUGGUUAACUCGUGACACUCAACACCACUGAAGGAA
Cherax quadricarinatus is the source of this 2892-nucleotide messenger RNA. NCBI's taxonomy places the organism in Eukaryota, Metazoa, Arthropoda, Malacostraca, Decapoda, Parastacidae. The record is from RefSeq and is a predicted model, not a curated record.